This is a messenger RNA of Solea solea (common sole), 7088 nucleotides long. RefSeq names its product MCF.2 cell line derived transforming sequence-like 2 (gene mcf2l2). The record is from RefSeq and is a predicted model, not a curated record. Gene Ontology annotation, cellular component: cytoplasm. Gene Ontology annotation, biological process: intracellular signal transduction. NCBI's taxonomy places the organism in Eukaryota, Metazoa, Chordata, Actinopteri, Pleuronectiformes, Soleidae. Bases 412 to 3981 code for a protein of 1189 amino acids. Gene Ontology annotation, molecular function: guanyl-nucleotide exchange factor activity. The transcript has 35 exons.
GAACUGGAUCUACAGAAACAUAAACAAUAAAACCAGGAUCAUCUCUUUUUUCAUCCUCUUAGUUUUAUUUAUCCUCAUGUUUAAAACUGAUUUUCUUUUUUCCCUUUUUUGCUGUGAGGAUUGUUGUGUUUUGACUUGGAGAAUACAUUUUGGAGCAUCAUGAAAAGGUUUCCUAUGUUGUUGAAUGGCCGGGCGCGGCAUCAUCAUAAUCAUCCUGAGGAUUUAUAAGAAGCAGAGAAGCUCAAUAGAAGAGGAAUAAUUAAAGAAAACUACAAAGAGCGCGGUACAGAAAGCUGGAUUACAGGGAGCAAAGCGAAAGUCGAGGAAGGGUGUGAAGAGGAGGCGUGGCAACUGAGAGAGAGAGAGAGAGGGAGAGACGGAGAGGAGAGUGGAUGCUGCACACACCCUGAGAUGCUGUGCUGGCUCAGAGAAGACGAGAUGUCGGUCCAGGAGCUGCUACAGAGGGUGCAGUGUGUCAUCACUCAUGUCGAUGAGAUCAUGCAGCAGGAGAUCAGGCCCCUGCUCGCAGUGGACAUCAUAGAGCAGCUCCAUCGGCAGUUUGCCUUGCUCUCAGGAGGAAGGGGGAAAGAUGGCGCCCCCAUCAUCACCUUCCCAGAACACUCAGGCUUCAGUGACGUGCCGGAGGACGACUUCCACAAUGUUAUCACUUACCUGACCAGCAUCCCCAGUUUGGACGCUGCGAGUAUCGGCUUCAUCAUCAUCAUUGACCGGCGGAAAGACAAAUGGAGCUCAGUGAAGGCGUCUCUGUCGAGGAUCGCUGGGGCGUUUCCAGGAAACCUGCAGCUAGUGCUGGUGCUCAGGCCGUCCAGGUUCUUCCAGAGAGCGAUGGCAGAUAUUGGCAUCAAGCUGCACAAAGAUGACUUUAAAAUGAAGAUUGUGAUGCUGAACUCUCUGUCGGACCUUCAUGGCUAUGUAGACAAAGGUCAGCUGACCCUGGAGUUAGGAGGAAGUCUGGAGUACUGUCACAGUCAGUGGAUCCACCACCGAACUGCCAUAGAGAACUUUGCAGUGACGGUGAAAACCACAGCACAGAUGUUACAGAAGUUUGGUGCUGACCUAGCAGAGACGGAGCUGCCCAAUGACGUCCAAUGCACCAAAGACCUGCUCACAGCGCACAGUGACAAACACGACAGCCUGAAGGAUGAACUGAAGCUGGCUCUGAAGCAGGGAAACACUUUGUUGGGUUGUAUCAAAGAUCAGGCAGCGAAGUCUGAGAAUCACAAACUCAACCCAGACGAGAUGGAGAACCAGACCACAGUGGAGAGGCUCUUGGCUCAGCUUGAUGAGACGGACAAUGCCUUUGAGCAGUUCUGGUGUAAACACCAUCUGAAGCUGGAACAGUGUCUGCAGCUACGUCACUUUGAGCAAGACUUCAGAGAGGUCAAAGUGUCUCUCGACAGUCUGAUGGACAGUCUUGCCAGCUUGUCAAUCAUCGGGGAUUGUCUGGCCCGGGUCGAACACCUGCUGAAGGAACUGAAAACACUGGAAGAUAAGGCUCAGCCGACAUUAGAGAAAGCUCAGCUCCACGCGCUGCACGGCGACCAGCUGAUCCAAAGCAACCACUACGCCGUCGACUCCAUUCGACCCAAAUGUGUGGAGCUGCGGCGAGUGUGCGAUGAUUUCAGCAACGAAGCCAAGAAGAAGACGGAUGUCUUGUCCAAGUCUCUGCAGAUACACACAGGCAUUGAGAAGGUGAACCAGUGGUGUGAGUCUGGGAUCUACCUGUUGGCCUCUCAGGCUGUAGACAAGUGUCAGUCACAGGAAGGGGCGGAGUCAGCUCUGAGCGACAUUGAACGCUUCCUGGAGUCGGCAGAAAAGAACCAGCUGACCGAACUGAGGAACCUCCACAACCAGUACGAAGUCGUGCUCUCUGAGGAUUUAAAGGUCAGUGUCCUGAAGGCUCUCAAGCGUCUGGAGGACGUUCAGGAGAUGUUUGAGAAGCGGCACGUCAGUCUGAAGAGACUUUCGGCAAAACAGACGAGGCCUGUCCAGCCUGUGGCCCCGCGGCCCGAGUCCUCCCCCAAACGUCCCGCAGUGAGGAACACCACCAGAACGACAGCAAACCACCAGCCUCUGAGUCGCAGAGCAUCUGAUAACACCACCAGCGGGAAGCAGACGGUCGACCCCGAUCCCAACAAGAAGAAGAUCAUACGCAAGGCCAAGGGCGGCAUCAAGAUAGAGGUGAUGCAUGAGGAAAGUCAAGGAGGCUCCACUCAUGUCGUCCUGUCCAAUGAGACGGAGGAGAGUUUGUCCAACAGACGCAGGCACAUCAUGACGGAGCUGAUUGAGACGGAGAGGCUGUAUGUGGAGGAGCUGCAGAGCAUCAUGGAGGGUUAUUUUGCAGAGCUGGAUAAUUCUGAGCUCAGUCACCUCACGCCGCCUUCCCUGGAGAACAAAAGGGACGUGCUCUUUGGAAACCUGCCUGAGAUUUAUGAGUUUCACAACAGGACGUUUCUGAGGGAGUUGGAGAACUGUUUCGAGAAGCCAGAGAUGGUGGGAACCUGCUUCCUGAAGAGGAAAGAAGAGCUGCAGGUGUAUCAGAAGUACUGUCAGAAUAAACCUCGCUCUGAAGUCCUCUGGAGACAGUGUGGAGACAGCCUCUUCUUUCAGGAGUGUCAGAAGAAACUGGACCACAAACUGUCUCUGGAUGCCUACCUGCUGAAACCUGUGCAGAGGAUCACCAAGUACCAACUCAUGCUGAAGGAGAUGCUAAAAUGCAGUAAGAGCGAUGGCAUGUUGGAGCUGGAGGAGGCUUUAGCGACAGUGUUGGACAUCAUCAAGUCUGUCAACGACUCCAUGCACCAGAUCGCCAUCACUGGCUUUGAGGGAAACCUGAGUGAACUGGGAAAGCUGUUGAUGCAGGGAUCCUUCAAUGUGUGGACGGAUCACAAAAGAGGCCACAGCAAGGUGAAGGACCUGGCCAGGUUCAAGCCAAUGCAGAGACACCUGUUCCUGUAUGAUAAGAUGCUGCUGUUCUGUAAGAAGCGAGACGAGACCACAGAUGGACACGAGAAGACACCGUCCUAUAGCUUCAAACACUCGCUCAAGAUGAGUGCGGUGGGAAUCACAGAGAACGUUAAGGGAGACAUCAAGAAGUUUGAGGUGUGGUACAACGGCAGAGAGGAGGUUUACAUCAUCCAGGCUCCUUCCAUGGAUGUGAAAAACAUGUGGGUGUCAGAGAUUCGUAAAGUUCUCACAGGACAGCUGGAGGCUUGCAGAGAGGCCAGUCAGCUCAACAUCUAUGCAGGUCCCAUAAGGACUGUACGGAAGUUGGCGCUGAGACAGUCUGAUUCUUCAAGUCCAGAGUCGGGCUUCAGGAGGUCCAACCCAAGCCCGAACAUGAGGCAGAAGAGAGCUGAUGCUUCUUCCGCCCAGUCAGGGAACUCGGUUGCUAACGCUAGGAAACGCUUCACGUUGCAGGGACUCUCCAACAGGAGGUCUCUUCCAUCAGAUCCUGCUGCUAAGGAGGCAGAGGUCCCCCGCCGCUUCUCUCUCACCUCUUCCCUUGCCUCCUCUACUUCCUCCUCCUUCGCAACACGACGCACAAAAGGUCCACUGUCUUCUAACAUAAAGAGCAAGAGGCAUGAGAUAAAGAGUGAUCCCACUCCGUUUGGUUAUGAAGAUACUUUGCGUGGCGCUAUGGCAGCAGUGAGGAAACGUCAGAGCAUGACGAUGGGCACUGCUACUGCUGGUGGUGGCACCGCAGCUGUCCCCAGGUCCACGUCCCAACCAGGAUGGACACAGCGACGUCUCCCCUCCAUGGACACAGAGGACUUUGAGACAAUUCCGUCCAGUGCAGAGGAAUCGUCCAACUCUUCAGAGGAGGAAGGCAACAAUAAAAAUGGAGACUCUGGUCGUUUUCGGGUGCAGCUGACGUACGAGUCUCGUGAAGCGCGGGACAUGUCUCUGGAGUCGGGCGACCUGGUCCAGUUCCUGGAGGAAGCUGAGGCCGGACAGUGAUAUCUUCAGUGAUCUGUGCACUGCAGCUCUCUCCGACUCGGACGAAAAUGAAGCCAGUUUGUGAGGAGGCGGGUCUCAGGACAGUGAAUGCAUCACAAACGUGACUUUUGACUGUAGUUUUUCAACUGGAAUUUCUUAAGCUGGACUUAAAAAUCAACAUAUUUGUUUUUUUCUACUUGUAGUUCUAUUUGACUACAAAUAUGGCUGUAGUCAUUUUUAAACCACACUUUUUCAAAUCUGUCACUGAAUCGAUAAAGCUGGAACCCGUAUGACGCCUGAAUGCACCAUGGGAAAGCCAUAUUAGACGUUUAAUACAACCAUCUGUCGUCUAUGGAGACUGAGGACUGAUCAGAAGGUGGAUGAGUUAACAUUACAGACUGUAAAAAGCAGCAGCUGGACAUCUGAGAUGUUAAAUGAUGAAAUGAUAGACUGUGUGUGCUGGUUGUGAGCAGGUGUUGGCAUGGUGCCCUGUUCUGCUGCUGCUGCUGCUGCUGCUGCUGCUGCUGCUGCUGCUGCUGCUGCUGCUGCUGCUGCUGCUGCUGCUGCUGCUGCUGAACGGAGCUAAAACUCCAGAAUCUGCCUCUGCUGCCUUUUUCAGUCACUUCAGAUGCUGGAGAUGUUACAGCUGCUUCAGAUGCUUCUGCUGCUUCAGAUAUGUCAGGUUUGAAAACACAUUCUCCAGGAGAACCUUGACACGUGUCUUGCUUGCCUUUCCUCUCCCUGAUAGAAUAUGUAACAUUAUCUCUUUGUCUCUAUUCUCAACCAGCUGUUAGGUCAUCUGUAUAAACUGCUGAACGAUAUUUAUCUUAUACUCUUCUCUAUAAACUGAUGAAGAGACACAUCCAUACAUGGUUAAACACAGUUUACCAUGUUUAUCGUGUUAGCACAGACUGUGCUGUUAGACAUCAGACAGACAUUAGAGGUAAUUGUUGUAAUUUUAUUAUUACUUAAGUAUGUUUGUUUUUUUUCAAGUACUGUACUUCACUAUGUUUUAAAUCACAUUCAUCACUGAGUAAAAAAACCCUUUACAUUUUAAAAUUUUAAAAAUAUUUUAAAAAGGAAAUUCACACUCCAGAAACUGGCAGGGACAGGUGAAUGAUGAGGACAGGUGAAUGAUGAAUAAUGAGGACAGGUGAAUGAUGAAUGAUGAGGACAAGUGAGUGAUGAAUGAUGAGGACAAGUGAGUGAUGAAUAAUGAGGACAGGUGAAUGAUGAAUAAUGAGGACGGGUGAAUGAUGAAUAAUGAGGACAGGUGAAUGAUGAAUAAUGAGGACGGGUGAAUGAUGAAUAAUGAGGACAGGUGAAUGAUGCAAGAUGAGGACAGGUGAAUGAUGAACGAUGAGGACAGAUGAUGAACGAUGAGGACAGAUGAUUAAUAAUAAUGACAGGUGAAUUGGCACUAUUGUCCCUGAGUGAGUGACAUUUGUGACCUCUGACCCAUUCUGACUGACUGAUACAUUAUGUGUUUCCAUGUUUUAUUUUGUCAGCACUUUAAUUUGUAAAGGUUUGUCUUUAAUCAAAAACAGUGUGAGAUACUACUUUUUUUUUACUUCAACUUGAGUACAUUUUAAGAUCAGUACUUUUACUUGAGUAGAAUAUUUCAGUACUCUUUCCACCUCUGACAGACAUUAACAUUACAAUCUGACCAAUGGAUGCUACAUGCUAACAAUUCUUGUUGGAGUCACUGUUUUUGUGCUGAUGUGUUCAUGUACAGUUCAUCUCUGUAAAAACAUUCUGCAUGCUAAUAUACAGAAGCUUAUUUCUAUUUUUAGUUAGACAGGUGAAGCAGAAAAACACAGUGACUAAAAAGAUGCAUUGGCAAACAGCUUUUUUAAAAUGUUCAGUAUUCACAUGCCGAUAGCUCUGAAUGCAGAAACUCCAGUCUGGUCUUUCUACUCCAACUCCAUUCUUGGUUCUCAUGUCUCACUCAUCAUUUAAACAGUGAAUGGUGAAUGAGAGACAGACUCAGACCCAGAUAUCUGCUGUCUACACUAGAAGCCUCUACUGACUGCUGUCUAAUGUAUUUUAAGCCAAUUGCAUGUGGCUAAAGCAGUAUAAAAACAGGUCUCAAGAGACUUUAAAAAAUACCCUGAACCAAACUAAUGCAAGCUUGUAGGUUUGGGCCUAGUUUCCCCACCAAAAUUUAAAGGGAUUCUCCCAAAAUUGUACUGUGGAUUAACAGGUCCACCUGACAACAGCCCUGCACAGAUGCAUCUAUGUCAUGUUUUCUCUCUGACUUCUUGUUCUAAUGUGCACAUUAUGGGAUUAUCAUGAUGUUUUCACUGGCAGUCACUCUGAGAACACUCAGUGACUGCCACAUGAUUAUUGGUUGUUUGUUUCCUAGGAUCUACUUCAUCACAGCACUGGACAGUAAAUGCCAACAGGGCAUUAGAUAAUGUGUGGAUCUACAUUUGCAGUUCAGCCUCAUAUUGUAUAUUUUUGUGGAUUUCUGUGUGACUGCUGUGUUGUUGUACAUUAUUCUCAGCGUUUUCUACUGAUGAUGUAAAUCUGUGGACCGGUCAGUGACAGACCUGAAACAGCAGCAGUGGAUGGUCAGAGGUCCGAUGACUCCUCCACUUAUUUAGUUCAAGUUUAUUUAGUUUUUAGAAAACAAAACGAUAUAAAGAGGAUAAAUCUUCACCAGGCGACUGAUACGUGUGAGAAAGUAACCAAGUUACUUUGGAGGAAAGAAACUAAUCAGUCAAAAUGGUUAGAUGGAUGGAUGGGUUAGCUGAAUGAAUGAAUGAAUGAAUGAAUGGUCAGAUAUUUGAAGCACCUUUACUGGUUGUACAGAAAACCUCCCAUGGGUUAGGGAACUAUCUUCAUUCUUUGGCAAAUAAACAAUGUAUCUUUGUAAAAAAUCAAAUCUUUAUUGCUGUUUCCUGCUGCAAUUUAAAAUAUAGAAUGUAUCUAUAAGUCUGUAAAUUGUACUCUGUCAUUGUAAUGUACAUACAUCGUCAUUGUGUUAAUAUGCAUUUACAUACAGUAUAUGAAUUUUGUUUUUUAAAUGUAUUAUUCAAAGCUUUAAGAAGCAUGUGAGGAUUGAUACGGAGGUUCUAGAUGUAGCACUUAUAAACUAAAUAAAACAGCAUUUCUUAUCAAUCAUG